AAUUGCAAACAGCCGGAACCGCGGGUUUCGUUUCGUUCGCUGUGCUAUUUUUUUCCUGAGGCAACACUUCUCAAGGAAUUGGUUGGCACAAGAGCUGCGCGGAUACGAUCGGAAUUUAUUUGGAUACUCAAACAUCAUCUUCUUUCACAUGCUGCCGCGUGCAGCCAACUGGAAAGGAUGAAACGUCACCGAACGCGCUCUUCGUUAUUUUCGUCGUUCGCUGCCGUCGCAAGAAACAUCGAUUCCCCACGGUGUGUUGCGCCAGGACACUAAAGAACAGCACACCACGCUAGAUCAGUCAAAAAGGACAAGUGAAAGCUCGUUCCGGACGCAACUACGGCGCCAUCGUAGCCAAGGUUCCGUACGUAAUACGGGAUAUCAUUCACUCUGCAUGGCGCUAAUACGUUACUCCCGGGCUCGAUGGCGACUGUUCUGGCUGCUGACGUCUUGCGUGUUCCUCUACGCGAUAUUCCUGCUUUCUUUUCACAUAGAGCCGGCGUCCGAGGCCUUCCACGAGUUCCACAAGUGUCCCGCCUGCUUCGGCGAUGCCUUUUGUCCGCACAUGCAUGACGUAAAGUUGACGGGUUGGUACAGUCGCAGCUUGCUGCGCUUCUUCAACGUCAAGAACGUCUUCAUGGGUGAGCUGAACGGAACGCGCGUGGUGGUCAAGAAACUGGCGCACGACGACGAGUUUCGCGAAGUCGACCGUCGCUGGUGCCGCAGUCGUCGAUGUAACGUCGCCAGCGCGGUUCGCAGUACCGUGGACAGCGGCCAAAGCCACGAAGCGGCGUUGAUGAAACACUUGUUCGCCGUCAGGAAGGAGCAGGACAUGACGGCGUGCCCGUCCUCUCGUUUGAUCCGCCGAAUGCUGAUGAUGCUUUCGUACAGUCCACUCAUGGUCGCGCGCCGCCAAGGAGCAUCGAGGGCGGCCGAUGUGCUCGCUUAUACCGUCACCGUCAAUGCCGAGCCACUGCUUUUGCAGACGUUUCCACGCAUGGAUGACUGGCCAUUCCCAACACUGCUGGGCAGCUGCGGUCGCACAAUAGUAGAGACGUACGAAGGAGAGCCUCUCUCCAACUUCGAGCAGGCCAGCUGGACAGUGCGAGCCAACAUUUCUCUGCAGCUGCUCGACAUGGCCGAUUUAAUGACAGAGAACCCAACUCAGUAUGCACUUUAUAUGACCGAUGUGAGCAUGGACAACUUUGCCGUGAACGAUCAGGGCGAAGUGAGGCUCAUCGACUUGGAAAACAUAAUUGUGGUGGACCGCAUGCAGGUCAGGGCAGAAAGACGGCCGGGUUGGAAGCAAUGGCUGGAACACCGGGAAGAAAUGUGCCACGACUGCUUGAGCUUCAACGCGGAGGACUUGUGCUCGCACAGCGCGAGUGACCACAACUUCUACGCCGUGUGCAGUGGUAUGCUAGCGCCCCGUGCCUUCUACUCAUCGUACGGGGGGCUCAUGCACGACAUUCCAAAGAGUGUCGAUGAGCAGUACGGGCUCUCCGCUCUUCUGGCUAUGUGCGACCAGCCGCGGAAUUCUAAGGAGAACCGCUUCGUAGCCUCCCGUCUGCUGCGCAGGGCACUAGACAGGGUGCUGCGGGCGACUACUACAACGAGCAAUGACAGGGCCUUGUAAGGAAUGUGAAAGACGCAGCAUUUCAGUGUUCUGGUGUAGGCACUGUUCUGGCACUCUGCCAUAGUAGAAGUAGCAACAACUGCCUGCCUGAAGUUUCUUUUCUUCCUACUGCAUUUCUUGACUGUGAUAUCAUGCAUUGUAUGUGGUAACACAAACCUUUAAGGUCACUGAUCGCAUAUUUCUUUAUAACUGCAUUGAUGGUAUUUUGUCUUGUUUUCAAAGCCUUCAAUGCCACCGCAAUUUUUAAGAACUGGAUACUUGCCGUGCAUUGCACUAUGUGCAAUGCUAACUUAAAGUACAAAUGCUACAGGUAGUUAGGGGGUCUUGCUAGUGCAAUAAAAUAACUGCAAAUGUG
Rhipicephalus microplus (southern cattle tick) is the source of this 1988-nucleotide messenger RNA. Its product is annotated as divergent protein kinase domain 2A-like. The record is from RefSeq and is a predicted model, not a curated record. NCBI's taxonomy places the organism in Eukaryota, Metazoa, Arthropoda, Arachnida, Ixodida, Ixodidae.